Molecule: messenger RNA, 1428 nt
Organism: Nematostella vectensis (starlet sea anemone)
Lineage: Eukaryota; Metazoa; Cnidaria; Anthozoa; Actiniaria; Edwardsiidae
Product: 39S ribosomal protein S30, mitochondrial
Exons: 2
Coding region: 32-1114 (360 amino acids)
Biological process (GO): translation
Cellular component (GO): ribosome; mitochondrion
Molecular function (GO): structural constituent of ribosome
Source: RefSeq, a predicted model, not a curated record
UGUGUAAUGCGGGCUCACAUCUGAGUCCAAUAUGGCGGCGAUUUCUCGUGGUCGACUCUCUUUAAGUUUGCCGUUUUAUUCUCGCUCAUUCUGCGCUGUAGCGUCAAAGCCAAACUCUAGAUCUCCCCAGACUGGAAUUCCAAUUAUCAUUCCACCUCAUGUCAUCAAAAAGGCAAACAUUGUGCACCCGAAAUCGAGAGCUGUGCAUCCACUACUAAAACAUCAAUGGUUGACGAAAACAGUGUUCGAAAAAGGUCUCCCGUUUUCGUCGGAGGAAAAUCAAGAGCAGACACAACUUGCUCCAGAAGUGGCCCAAUUGAUCAAUGAACGUUUUGGAGGAUCUCUUGCUCAGACGUUAGGUUUCCAGAAACCACCAAACAAAACCAAGAAACGUUUCGAAGAGGAAAUCAGAUAUGGGAUAUUCCAGGACUUGGUGAGACUAUGCAGUGGGAAUCUCACCGAUACCUUUGUCGAUGUGUGUCCCAAGGUCCUGACGCACUGGGUCAGGAAGCAUGAGUUUUAUCAGCUUGAGUUUUAUCCAGAUGUCAUCUUGAGGAGCGGAACGGAGUGGGAUGCGUAUCUAGAAGAUUUUCAGAACACAGAAGAGAUGACUCUGCCUGGCCCAUAUGACCCUUACAGCAUGGAAGUUUAUAAACAACCUAUCGUACACCUGAAAAACUUCCCGGGUUUCCAUGCAGCAAGCUCAAAUCCUUUCCCUCACAACCACACCAUGUUCCUGGCCAAUGCAUUUGGCCAGAGGCUUGACCAAACACAUGCAUUUGGUAUCAUGAGUAUGUUUGGCGUCUUGGCAUCAACGGCGAUGAGCAGAGGAGUGAAACCCGGGGAGCACCUGUCAGAACCAGUGUGUACACAAUGUGUUAUCACAGAUGGUCGUCAGUUGGUGCUGAUGUGCUACCAGCUGAACACAAUGUCACUGCAGGAAGAUCAUGGUGUGAAAAAUCUUGCCUGGGGAACAGAUUACAUGGACUUGUUUAAAGAUAAUGCUUCAGAGAAGGGGCAUACAGGACUUUUUGGGAGUUUGAACAUUGAUCAAGAAAUUCCUAGCGUAAAUGAGGACUCUGUCCGGAGAUUACUCUUUUUUCUGUGUUGUUAGACUCACAAGGGAUAAAUAAAACAGUUGAUUCAAGACGGUAGACACCACACUGUAAAUGUUCAUUUCUUUGAAAAUAAUAUUCAAUAAUUGCUUCUACAUAAGGGCCUGCCCUGAUUAAGCACCUUGACUAACGGUGCUGCAUUUAACUGAUUAGGAAAAAAAUCAGAAAGGAACUGGAUGGUUCUUGAAAUGUUUUGACUUUCUUAGCUGAAUUUUUACUUUUAAAAAAUUUAACUUUCCAAAAGAAGAAAAGGCAACCUAGUUGCAUUUUUGUCAUUGUAAGUUGGACAAAAUAAACUGAAUUACAACCACAA